AUGCAUUUGAGAAAUCUGGAUCCUCCAAAGCUGUGCAAUGGAACAAGAAUGAUUGUCAGACAAAUGCAUCCAAACCUUUUGGAAACAACAGUCCUCACUGAACAAGGAAAAGUAGAAACUGUGUUUAAUCCAAGAAUUCCACUGAUUCUAGACAUGCUCCAUACAUUCAAGAGACUUCAAUUUCCAGUAAAAGUUAGUUUUGCAAUGUCAAUUAAUAAGAGUCAAGGACAAUCACUGAAGAUUGUUGGACUUCACCUCAUGCAACGGUGCUUUUCUCACGAUCAGCUCUAUAUUGGUUGUUCCAGAGUUGGAAAUGGCAACAAUCUCUUCAUACUGACACCAAAGGGUAGCAGCAAGAAUGUUGUUUAUCCUGCUGGUUUAAACUGA
Messenger RNA from Octopus sinensis (East Asian common octopus), 387 nucleotides. RefSeq lists its product as uncharacterized. Lineage: Eukaryota; Metazoa; Mollusca; Cephalopoda; Octopoda; Octopodidae. Bases 1 to 387 code for a protein of 128 amino acids. The transcript has a single exon. The record is from RefSeq and is a predicted model, not a curated record.